AUGACACGUGAAGCGUGGUUCAGGUUCCAUCUUGGUAUAGGCUACGAGCCUGAACCACUGGUGGAGCCUGAACCACUGGUGGAGCCUGAACCACUGGUGGAGCCUGAACCGCUGGUGGAGCCUGAACCACUGGUGGAGCCUGAACCACUGGUGGAGCCUGAACCACUGGUGGAACCUGAACCACUGGUGGAGCCUGAACCACUGGAGGAGCCUGAACCACUGGUGGAACCUGAACCACUGGUGGAACCUGAACCACUGGUGGAACCUGAACCACUGGUGGAGCCUGAACCACUGGUGGAACCUGAACCACUGGUGGAGCCUGAACCACUGGUGGAACGUGAACCGCUGGUGGAGCCUGAACCACUGGUGGAGCCUGAACCACUGGUGGAGCCUGAACCACUGGUGGAGCCUGAACCACUGGUGGAGCCUGAACCACUGGUGGAGCCUGAACCACUGGUGGAGCCUGAACCACUGGUGGAGCCUGAACCACUGGUGGAGCCUGAACCACUGGUGGAGCCUGAACCACUGGUGGAACGUGAACCGCUGGUGGAACCUGAACCGCUGGUGGAGCCUGAACCACUGGUGGAGCCUGAACCACUGGUGGAGCCUGAACCACUGGUGGAGCCUGAACCACUGGUGGAGCCUGAACCACUGGUGGAACCUGAACCACUGGUGGAGCCUGAACCUCUCCCUCUGCCCCCUCACCGCAACACACCAGCGGUUCUGGUGGAAACUGAACCGCUAGAUCAUUCUGAAAACAAAUAA
This is a messenger RNA of Procambarus clarkii (red swamp crayfish), 765 nucleotides long. Lineage: Eukaryota; Metazoa; Arthropoda; Malacostraca; Decapoda; Cambaridae. The record is from RefSeq and is a predicted model, not a curated record.